ACUAACCAUCCAUAUGUAUGUAUUUAUAAAGGCAACCUAACACUCACCAAUCUUUCUAAGAAGGUACUAGUCCGAUCAAUGUAUGUUAAUGUGGUUGUCUGUCUCUCUUGCUUGAUUUUAAUGGCCAAUAGGAAAGUAGUUGAAACCACAGAUUGUCAAUUAAUCAAUUUAUUUACGUACAGUACAUGAAUUUUAUGUAAAUACAGACAAUAGAGAGUUAUAAUAGUAUAUCUUCUUCUUCCACAUUAUUUUUGAACGUUAUUAUUAAAUUUUCAAACACAAAACAAAACAUCAAUGGACGUAGCCAUGAUUUCCCAUUCAAUCUCCAACAUCCUACAAUGGAUGAACUCCACAAAACAUCUAACAAUUGACAUCAACCAACUUGAAACCAAUCUUAAACAAAUCAAUGAAAAAGUCCAAAAUCAGAGCAACUCUGAGUGGCUUCAAAAAGUUAAAGAUGUUGUAAUCGAUUUGAAUGAUUUGAUAGAAGAUCUUCGUUACAAGGAGAAUAGCAGUAGCUCAUCAAAAUCGCUUAUCAGGUCGGGCUUAAACGUCAGGAAUCGUUUCAAAGCUACACAUCAAGUCAAGAAAGCCACAGAGGAACUCAAAAGGUUGAUUGAGGAAGUGCCAAAGGGAGAACAACAAGAAGUGGUUCGUAGUAAUGCUAAUGAGAGAAGAAAGUUUGCAAUUGCAUAUGCAGAGUUUGAGAAAAUUACUAUGAUUGGUAGAGAAAAUGAGAAGAAGGAGAUCAUUGAUCAAUUGCUGAACAUGAACAACUCUGAUGUUGUUAUUGUAAUUGCGGGUGUUCCUGGAAUUGGGAAAACAAAACUUGCAAGUCUUGUUUGUGAGGAUGAGAAAGUCAAAGCGAAGUUUGGGUUCCAAAAAAUUGGGAUCAAUGAUCUCCGCGAAAAUUUUGAUGUUGAAUCCAUAGCAAAACGCGUCACCACCACCAAAGGUAAAGGUCUGUUACUUUUAUUAGAUGAUUUGCGUGUUGAGAUUCAGCGUGGUGAUCUUGAGAUGUUGCAGAAGGAAUUAACCAAGGUGAUUGGCAGCCAUACUGAUACGGCGAUAGUCAUUACUACACGUAGCAACAUGGUUGCCAACACCAUUGCUGCUGAACAUGUUACUACCUGUGGCAACCAGGUUGCAAUCAACAUUGCUGCUAGAACCAUAGUGGUUUUGAAGUUGCAGGGGCUUAAUCAAGAGGAAUCUUGGUCCUUGUUUCAGUGUGUUAAUGAGCUAAUUACUUCAACCAAAAAAGAAGAACAAACUAGUACCAAUGAAUCUGAAUCCAAACCUGAACCCGAACGGGAGAUUGUGAGGCAUUAUGGCGGAGGAGUCCCUCUUCUGAUAGUGAUCAUAGCGAUGGUGAUCAAGAAGAACCAUAGCGGUUGUGGUGGUGACGACUGGAUUCCAGAAGCACUACAAAUGCUCAAGUAUAUCUAUUAUGAUGAUCUUCCCACUUAUCAAAAGCUAUGUUUUGCAUAUUGUUCAUUGUUUCCAGAAGAUUAUUUGAUUGAUGCCGACAGAUUAAUUCAACUAUGGACUGCUGAAGGAUUUCUCCUCAGCACAAUUUCCUCCAACAGUGAUACUAAUACUGCUGAGCAGCAUUUUGGUCGAGCUUGUUUCAACGACUUUGUUCCUUUGGUUUUCCAUCAAGUGGAAGAAGAAAAUGAUCACCAUCAAUACCGCGGUGUUGUGAGGAAUAACAUAAACAACGACUUAUAUAGAAUGAACAAGUUAAUGCAUAAACUCGCAAGGGAAAUACCUGCCGGUUGCGAAAACAUCACUGUGAGUUCGAUGGUGGACAGAGUUCAAGGCAGAACGCUGCGAGUUUCGUUCAAUUUCGCUCUAGAUGUGUCGUGUGAGAUCCCUGAUUCAGUGUUUGAGACAGCAAAAAAAUUAAGAACCAUUCUUUUGCCAUACAACACUGAUAACCCUCGGCUUCCACGUGAGGUAAAGAUGACAACAUCAACCUGUGAUAAGAUCUUCAACACCUUCAAGUACUCCCUACGCGCAUUGGAUCUACAUGACUUGGGGAUCAAGAUGGUUCCAAGCUCUAUUGAAGAUGUGAAGUACUUGAGGUUUCUAGAUCUUUCCCAUAACAACAUGGAAAAGCUUCCUAGUAGCAUCACGAAUCUUAUCCACUUGCAAACGUUGAAACUUUCUCAAUGUCAUGUCCUUAAGGAAUUGCCAAAAGACAUGGAGGAUUUGAGUAGUCUCAGCCAUCUUGACAUUGAGGGAUGUUUGGAUCUAACUCACCUGCCAAGUGGUAUAAAUAAGCUCACUUCUUUACAAACAUUGUCACUUUUUGUGGCUAGCAAGAAGCAAGUCACGGGAGGACUAAGGUCACUCACGGAUCUUAACAAUUUGAGAGGCCACUUGGAAAUUUCGCAUCUUGAGCGAGUCAAGUUCUCUCCAUCCAAGGAAGCUGCUAAAGAUGAAUUUUUGAAACAUAAACAAUAUCUUGAGUUCUUGACACUAAGAUGGGAUCACGAUGAAGAGGACGAGGAAGAAAGCAAGGUUGACAAAGACGAGAAGUUACUUGAAUAUCUCCAGCCACAUCCAAAGUUGAGAAUGCUAUUAAUUUUUGGGUACAAUGGUCCCACGUUGUCUAACUUGCUCGAUUCACUUCAAUGCCUCGUUAAGUUUGCCUUGAACGACUGCCCCAAAUGCAAAUUUAUCCCUCCAAUGGAUCAUCUUCCACAUCUCAAAGUUCUCCAACUUCGGAGAUUGGACUCUUUGUCAUUCAUUGCAGAAAACAAUCAGGGUGGUUCUUCUACACCAAUAUUCUUUCCAUCCUUGAAGGAACUUACAAUCUCCGAUUGUCCUAAUCUUAAAAGUUGGUGGGAAAAAGAGAUAUGUGAAAAUGACAGACCUUCUUUCAGUUCCAUUUCAAAAAUAAAUAUCCAAUAUUGUCCUCAAUUAGCUUGCAUGCCGCUAUAUCCUGACCUAGAUGAAGAGCUCGUUCUGGUGAAGUCAAAUGUAAGAUCAAUGAGGGAUACAAUGCAUUAUGCUGACAAUACUGAAAGUACUGAAACUUCUAAUUCACAGUCGCAACCGUUCACCAAAUUGAAGUACAUGACAAUUGAGCGUAUUGAACAUUCUCCACCAAAGAGUUGGCUUGAAAACUUCAUUUCACUUGAGGAACUUCACAUUCGAGAUUGUCCUAAUUUUGAGUCUCUACCACAAGGUUUCAAGUCUUUAAGUUCACUCCUAUCACUUUCUAUUGAAAGAUGUCCAAACCUUGUUCUUGAUGUCGACAUGUCUGGAACGAACUGCAAUAAACCAACUGAAUGGGAGGGUCUAAAAAACCUGAGUUCUCUUACAUUAAGGAGUAUUUCAAAACUGAAGUCCCUUCCAUGGGGAGUUGAAAAUGUGAAAUCUUUGAAAGAGUUAAGAAUUUAUGAUUGUCAGGCUUUAACUUCUCUACCUGAAAGCAUCAGUAACCUCACUUCACUUGAAAAAUUGGUUAUUUAUGAAUGCAGAAAAUUAGAUUCUCUGCCCAAAGGAAUGGCAGACCUCAGUUCACUACAUACCUUGAAUAUUACGGACUGCCCCUUGUUAUUGCCUAGGUGUCAACCGGAAACGGGUGAUGAUUGGCCACAAAUUGCACAUAUCAGGAAUAUAUCAGUGUGGGAGACUCCUCAAGAUUGAAGGGAGUUGUGAAAUCAAGCAAAAACUUGAUAGGUUUUGUUGAAGAUUUUCAUUAUCGUUUUUGUUGAUGUUUUACUUUAAGCAAAGAUUUAGACUUUUGUUUAUUUUGCACUCUUUUUUCCUUCACCUAGAUCCUAUUGAAUUUUUCUGGUAAGGUUUUUAACGAGGCAAAUGUUGUUUAUGUUCUUGGUUGUUUACUUUGGGUUUUCUCCUAGUCCCCAAUAAUUGCAAUUUUUCUUCUUUUUAGUUCGAAUAAAUUUUUAGUGUGUUGCAAAUAUCAUACCUAUUUAUAGUGUUUGGAAAUUUGUGCUCGAAAUUUAUAGAAUAAUGCAUCUCUUUUUUACU
This is a messenger RNA of Trifolium pratense (red clover), 4002 nucleotides long. Its product is annotated as disease resistance protein RGA2-like. Lineage: Eukaryota; Viridiplantae; Streptophyta; Magnoliopsida; Fabales; Fabaceae. The transcript has a single exon. The coding region runs from base 295 to 3657 and encodes 1120 amino acids. Gene Ontology annotation, molecular function: protein binding. The record is from RefSeq and is a predicted model, not a curated record.